Anopheles darlingi is the source of this 551-nucleotide messenger RNA. It is a transcript of the gene HINT1, whose product is annotated as adenosine 5'-monophosphoramidase HINT1. Gene Ontology annotation, biological process: purine ribonucleotide catabolic process. Gene Ontology annotation, cellular component: cytoplasm; nucleus. The record is from RefSeq and is a predicted model, not a curated record. Lineage: Eukaryota; Metazoa; Arthropoda; Insecta; Diptera; Culicidae. Gene Ontology annotation, molecular function: hydrolase activity. Bases 101 to 484 code for a protein of 127 amino acids. The transcript is spliced from 2 exons.
ACUGCUCAACGUGACGGCUUCAAGGUGAAAAAAAUCGUGAAAAUUUUGCAAAAAACUCUCGGAAAAUCUCUGGGACAAAUCCGUGAAUCGUCCCAGAAAAAUGUCCGACGAAGUGGCAAAGGCUCAGGCCGCUGAUCCCGCGGCCGAGGAUACGAUUUUUGGCAAGAUUCUCCGCAAAGAGAUCCCUUGCACGUUUAUCCACGAAGACGACAAGUGCGUUGCGUUCAAUGAUAUCAGCCCACAAGCACCGGUGCACUUUCUCGUGAUUCCCCGGAAGCCGAUCGCGCAGCUAUCGAAGGCUUCGGAAGAAGAUGGAGCCCUUCUUGGCCACUUGAUGCUGGUCGGCAAGAAGCUCGCGGCAGAGCAGGGGCUUGGCGAUGGAUUCCGUGUUGUCAUCAACGAUGGAGCAAACGGUGCCCAGUCGGUGUACCAUCUGCAUUUGCACUUCCUCGGCGGAAGACAGAUGAAAUGGCCACCUGGCUAAGGCCUUCGAUUUUCGUGCCGCAGCCCGCCUUAUCGGAUCCGAAAUAAAAUGGAACGCAUACCAUUGA